Molecule: messenger RNA, 330 nt
Organism: Colletotrichum higginsianum IMI 349063
Lineage: Eukaryota; Fungi; Ascomycota; Sordariomycetes; Glomerellales; Glomerellaceae
Exons: 1
Coding region: 1-330 (109 amino acids)
Source: RefSeq, a predicted model, not a curated record
AUGUGGCGUGGAUCCAUCCUCCACAGACUCCGGUCCCGGGCUUUCGCUGGCGAGCCCACCCAUUAUUCAGAUUUCGCGUCCACUGCUGACCCUUGCGUACGUACACACAGGCCCAUUAGUCUCAUCGUCACCGUCGCGUCGCUGCCGUCAAUUGAGGCUAUCGUCAACGCAUGGAACAGCAGUAUUCGACCACACCAAAUUCUCACGGGCCUUCACUCCGAAGGCAGCAACUAUGAGGGCAUCAUCGUUCGCGAUAGCCUCAAUCUCCUCGCUGUUCAUCGAAGUGAGCAACUUGGAGGCAAAACCCCUAUUGAGUGGCUCUUUGCCUAA